AUGAAGGUCCUCGUCGGCACGGUGCUCGCCAGCGAAACCCUCAAUUCCGUCGACAUCAUAUCCUUGUACCAACCGCUCGUCUUGCAGUUUGGUGACUAUGUGUUGGUGACCCAUUGGUGUGCGUCCAACUUCUCUCCUUCAAUCUGGACGUCACGCGAACCCUCCCCUACAGAGUUCCACAUCGACCCUGCGAUGUUGUCCUUCGUCGCCUUCGUUUGGAUCGUCGGGUUCACCUACAUCUACGCGUUCAUAUCAUUCUUGGGUGACGUUGGGAUGUCGAUUGCUGUCACCAAAUCCAGACCAUCCCCGACUCCCAAGUUCAAGGCGAUCACCCACAGGAAGACCGGGAUGGAUUUCACCGACACGCUCAUCAACAAGAUCACUCGCGUGACGAUCGAAACCGGUCUGCUCACCUCCAUGUGGCCGUCGAUGGAUCUGAUUGUCUACCUCGUCGUCCCGACCUCGCUGCACCUCCUCUUCACGGCCGUCGGCGACACGGAAAGCGGCACGGGCGACGAGUCCAACUCGCGCUCCGACAGGCGUGGCAUGCACCAGCCCAGGCGCGUGAACAUGCCCCGCUGCCCGCACGACCUUCACGCGCCUGGCGCUUUCACUCAACACGCUCCCGACCAAGGUCGACACACGGCGUGUCGGGCCCAGCGAUACAAAGGUGCGAUGAAGAUCAGCCCACGAAACGUUUAA
Epithele typhae is the source of this 702-nucleotide messenger RNA. RefSeq lists its product as uncharacterized. Bases 1 to 702 code for a protein of 233 amino acids. NCBI's taxonomy places the organism in Eukaryota, Fungi, Basidiomycota, Agaricomycetes, Polyporales, Epitheliaceae. The transcript has 5 exons. The record is from RefSeq and is a predicted model, not a curated record.